Molecule: messenger RNA, 1697 nt
Organism: Oppia nitens
Lineage: Eukaryota; Metazoa; Arthropoda; Arachnida; Sarcoptiformes; Oppiidae
Gene: ari-2
Product: potential E3 ubiquitin-protein ligase ariadne-2-like
Exons: 1
Coding region: 174-1697 (507 amino acids)
Biological process (GO): protein polyubiquitination; ubiquitin-dependent protein catabolic process; positive regulation of proteasomal ubiquitin-dependent protein catabolic process
Cellular component (GO): ubiquitin ligase complex; cytoplasm
Molecular function (GO): ubiquitin conjugating enzyme binding; zinc ion binding; ubiquitin protein ligase activity
Source: RefSeq, a predicted model, not a curated record
AUGUUUGACACAAUAAUAACAAGUCAUGUGUUGUGUUGUUGUUUCAAAUGAUUGAAUGAGUGAUGAAAAUGGCGUUCACUAUAAACACACAUUUGUUGUAAUCGUUGAUAUUAUCUGUUAUUUUUGGUCACCAUUUGGAUCCAUUAGUACUCAUAUUAUCAAAUUUUACACAAAUGUCUGCCGAUAAACAAAUGGACGAAGAAAUGUACAGCUCUUCAGAUGAGGACUGCUUUAAUGACUAUUAUGACAUUCAUGACGACAAUGAUGACGACGAGACAGACAACUGUUCCCUUAAGAGAGAUCCCGAGUAUUUUGAGUACGAGUGCCUUACCAUAGAAGAAGUGGAAAGAUAUUUCAAUGAAAGCGUCGAACUGAUCUGUGGCGCCAUUCAAGUGAAUCCAUCGUUGGCUAAACUCAUGUUACAUACGAUGGAGUGGAAUGUGGAUCAAGUGAUACACAGAUAUCGGACGGACUGUAAUAAGUUGUUGAGAGACGCGAGGAUUAAACCACAAACACGUAUCUCUUGUUCACAAAAUACAGACUCGACUCAAUCGAUACCUUCUUCAAGUGUUUCGUCUUCAAUAAGCCAAACAACACAAACUUUCAGAUCUCGAGUCAGUUUUGUCUUAUGCAACGUCUGUUAUCAGAGUUGUCCCGCAGAGUAUCACAAAUGUUUGAGUUGUGGUCACUCCUAUUGUAAGGAGUGCUGGUCUAACCAUUUGGAAGUACAUAUUCUGAAUGGUGUGACCACUAAUAUCGAGUGUAUGGCAAGUAAUUGCCGAAUACUAGUUACUGAAGACUUUGCCCUUAAUUUAUUGACAACAAAAUUGUCUCUUCGCGAGAAGUAUCAACAGUUUGCGUUCAGAGAUUAUGUCAAAUCACACCCAAAACUGCGAUACUGUGUUGGUCUCAACUGUGAUGUUAUCAUCAGAUCCAAAGAACCAGCGGCUAAACGUGUCAUUUGUAGUGAAUGCAAAAGUAGUUAUUGUUUUCAAUGCGGUGGUGACUAUCACACGCCCACACAUUGCAAUACAAUUAAGUUAUGGCUAACUAAGUGUGAGGACGACUCAGAAACGGCUAACUAUAUCUCUGCUCACACUAAGGACUGUCCUAAAUGUCAUAUUUGUAUUGAAAAGAACGGCGGAUGUAAUCACAUGCAGUGCUAUAGUUGUAAACAUGAUUUCUGUUGGAUGUGUUUAGGAGACUGGAAGACACACGGAUCAGAAUAUUAUGAGUGUAGUCGAUAUAAGGAGAAUCCUAACAUUGUUAAUGAGUCAGCCCACGCACAGGCACGUGAGGCACUUAAAAAGUAUUUAUUUUACUACGAAAGAUGGGAUAAUCACGCGCGUAGUUUACGUCUUGAGGAACAAACACUUCAACGAAUUAAACAACGAAUUCAUGAAAAAGUGAUGAAAAAUAUGGGCACUUGGAUUGACUGGCAGUAUCUGUUAGAUGCGGCCACAUUACUUGCCAAAUGUCGUUAUACAUUGCAAUACACCUAUCCUUUUGCCUAUUUUAUGGAUUCGGGACCUCGAAAGGCACUGUUUGAGUACCAACAGUCACAACUCGAGGCUGAGAUUGAAAACCUCUCGUGGAAAGUGGAAAGGGCUGAGACUACCGAUAGAGGAGAUCUGCAAAAUCAAAUGGAUAUCGCAGAGAAACGUAGAGCUAUUCUACUCAAAGAUUUUUUAGCAUAA